UUCUUCAUUUGUCUGCAGGAUCUUGCUGAUUUGUUUAGUUCAAGCAGAGCAUGUGCGUUGUUUGUGGGCUACACAAGCUCGGGGACAAAACGGCAACACGCAUGUUGGCUUCUCUGGGCAGAGGGGUGGACUUGGUGGCAGCGAUCCCCAGAAUCAACUCAGACAUGCCUCUGGUUCUCCUGGCUCAGCCCAGAGCAGUAGCUUCAACACAGUCCCUGUAGUUAGUGGUGGUUAUAGCCAGAGAUUUCCCAGUAGCCGCUCCACGCAAACUGUUUCACAGCUGGCUAAAAGUGUCUUUGCUUCAGGCAAGUUGGUGCAGAGCAGCUCUGAGUCAAAGCCCAACUGGCAACCGACCAGGUGGAGUCAGGGAACUGUUCAAAAGAUGCCCAAGAAGAAGCCGUUUGCCUUUUCUGGUUCUAUCGCUGGUGGCAGUUCUCUCAGCAAGUACGAUAAGACUCCGAUUAGCGAGAAGAGAACUCGGCCAGUUCAGCAGGGAACACCAAGUAGGAGCAGCUAUCGGUCCAGCAGUCCUGCUUCUCUUCAGAGUCCCAGAGGAAGCUUCAAGUCUUCAGCUGUUCCUGAAACACCAGCCUCCUCUGGGAGGAAAGGUUCUUCUACGUCUACGAAGUCUUCCAGCCAGUCCAGAGCAGGUGCUGCUGUGUCACGAAGAAUCCCUGUUCGCACCAAGACCUCAGCCAGUGUCGCUGCUAGGAGAGUGUCUUCACGUCGUAGAACCAAACUGAGAAAUAAGCCCAGCCCGACUCGGGCUGUGAACCCAAGCCAGCUGGUUCCUGUGAGUGUGAGUAACCUCCCUUCCUCCUGGACCAGCAGUACGGGGCCCUCGGGUCAGGGGUUCGCUCCGUCCAGAACCUACAACAUCCCUCAGAGCUUUGGUGGCUUCGCCAUCAGACGGCUGAAAGAACCUGCUGACCAGAAGGAAGUGAAUGUUGGGAAGCCACAGCAGGUCUACGGGGCCCAGCAGGCCCCUGCUGCUGUGAAGCCCGCCCAAGUGGCCCCCCAGAGGUCUAUGCGGCCCCCCAGAGGCCUCUUGCCCCUCUGCAUCCUUCAAGCCACAGGUCCUGAGUGUCCGUCCGGAGGCCAGUUGGAAGAGGUUCGGGCCCCCUGGGGGACGGUAGCAGGUGCAGCAGGAGUUCUGGGAUGA
Messenger RNA from Pseudoliparis swirei, 1162 nucleotides. Its product is annotated as serine/arginine repetitive matrix protein 1-like. Bases 383 to 1162 code for a protein of 259 amino acids. NCBI's taxonomy places the organism in Eukaryota, Metazoa, Chordata, Actinopteri, Perciformes, Liparidae. The record is from RefSeq and is a predicted model, not a curated record. The transcript has 4 exons.